Molecule: messenger RNA, 2613 nt
Organism: Protopterus annectens (West African lungfish)
Lineage: Eukaryota; Metazoa; Chordata; Ceratodontiformes; Protopteridae
Product: endothelin-1-like
Exons: 4
Coding region: 196-618 (140 amino acids)
Biological process (GO): vein smooth muscle contraction; regulation of vasoconstriction; intracellular calcium ion homeostasis
Cellular component (GO): extracellular region
Molecular function (GO): hormone activity; endothelin B receptor binding
Source: RefSeq, a predicted model, not a curated record
UCUUUCUGUAUGUUUACUCAACAGCCUUUAAAUCUUCAGAACUCUUCCUUCGGGCAUCUCAUACCCUCAAACAUGGACUGUAUUUACACAGGAUACUAUAGCUUCUCAGAACCAGCUUGAAUAGCCUGCUGACCAAGAACUGCUAGCUGUACUCUCCACCUGUACACUUUAGAGCUCUCUCUUUUCCUAAAUGCAAUGGAUCUUUCAAACCUUUGUUCCUGGACAACUAUGGUACUUUUAAUGUUAUUAAAAGAAGUGAAUUCUUUGCCAUUUGGAGGUACCUUUCCAGUGUCACAAUUUAACUCAGAAAAAGAAUCAACUGAAACAUUGCCAAGACGAGAAAAACGCUGCUCUUGUGAGAAUGUGAGGGAUAUAGAGUGUGUUUAUUUCUGCCAUAUUGGCAUCAUCUGGGUCUACACUGCUGGGCAAGUAGUUCCUUAUGGAAUUGGAAACCCAAACAAAAGACGCAGAAGGGAUAUAGGAAAAUGCUUGUGUGUCGACAGCAGGGAUGUUGAAUGUCUGCACUUCUGCCAGCCUCCAUCACAAUUGGAAAAGUACAGUAACCAAGUAAAGCCAAUGAAAUUGUUUUCGUCAUUAACAAAAACACAAAAAUCCUGAAAAGAACUGUUACAACCAGUUUGCUCUAAUUAGAAACCAACAACCACAAGAAAAAACAAGAACUGAAGUAAGAAUAUACCUGUAAAAUCAGAUGAGAACCAAAGUCAUAAAAACAGGAUUCUUUGGGAUUUGAGCCAGAUAUUCAUUGAGUGGACUGUGUCUUUGGUGCACACAGGAGAGACAAAGAGGAGCACUAAGGCUUGUUUUGAUGAAGAAGAAGAGUGGUAUAUUUUAUAGCUGUACCACUGUGGUACAUUUCUUUGGACAAAAUUCUGUCAUAAAAAUAUACAUACAAGAAUAUUGCAAGAUAUAACAGCAAGCCACAGUCAUUUUCUCCUACAGUUGAAAAGGAAUUUCAGAAACCUUUAGAUUAUAACUAUGGGACAGAGGAUAUCUACAUGUAGAAAACAUUGUGAUCAUUUCUUCAUGAGAGCUGAGAGCUUUAUUUCCAAUGAACUACUUGAAUAGACUCUGGAUGUUACACUUCUGACCAUUGCCACUUAGCAAGGAAGAGAAGCCUAUUUGCAGUAGAUUGUAUUUUGAGUUAGGCUCUGUGAAUGCAGUUAUGUAACCUAGAGCUAGGGCAGAUUGUUGCUUUGUCAAGUAAAUUACAAUACCCAUCUCUUAUUCAGCCAUACUUUUUGACAGUGAAUGUUUUCACAUAGCUGCAAGUCUACAUAUACUUCCAUAAUAUAACUAUUGCAGGUACGCCAACAUAGAAGCACGUAAAAAUGGCAUAGCACCCUGCAUAUAUAAUAUUUAUAAAUGGUACAUUUAUGUAGAGCGAUUUAUUUUUCUACAUUUCACUUUUAGAAAAUUCAUAGCACAAGAUUAGUGACGAUUGCUGUAUUUCAGUAUUAUGUUUAAACUAUGAGCAUGACAUAUUAUAAACAUUUUUCUAAAGCUGUGUAUGGCUGGAUUAUAACAAGAAACUUCAUUUUAUGAUACAGUGUUGUGAUUAGAUGUGAUUAAACAAGGAGUUCAGCAACACUGCUUAUUCCAAAUUGUACUACUUUUACAAAAUGAUUUAAAAGUUUUUGUAGAUUUGUUUUAGUAGACAAAUCCAGUCGUAACAAUGGCAAGUCAGUAUUUUAUUUGCAUGAUUAUAGAUAUCUCAAAACCCAUGUGUUAGGAAGUCACCUUUUCUAUAAACUUACAAGUCAAGGUAAAUGGACAGAGAAGCAGAUCAGGCUUUAUUUGAAGGCUUAUAUAACACAUACAUACAUACAUGCAUGCAUACAUUCAAACAUGCAUAAAUACAUACAUGCAUACAUACGUACAUACAUACAUACAUGCAUGCAAGCAUACCAAUUCUAAGACGUGCUGUUGUAAGAUCAUGAAAGAAUUUUUGCUUUACGUAAUGGACACAUAUUCUAACACAUUAAAUGUUUACAGAGAUGAAAAUAUGAACAGAAAUUUGUGACAUCUGUUCAGUGGAAAGUUAGCAAAAUAUAAACAUUUGAACAAAGCACAAGUGAUAUAAGUAGCUAGAUUUGCUAAAUAGAUGAUAUAAUGGGAAGAGAAUAGAUAAUCAAACAAGAAGGCUAAUUAUGAAAUAUGUGUAAUAGUACUUGUACUUACACCUGGAGCAUGGAGAAGUCUUCAUGGAGAUUUAUAAAUUAAAGCUGCAGCAUUUCAUACUACAGCAGAUAUUUGUUUAAAGACAAUGUUAUCUGAUGGAUGCCCAUUGUUCUACACUUAACUCAGUGCUUUAUUCCAUAUCUGGAGUCACUCCUCUGUCUUUUCUUCCAUAGCCCUCUAUCACCAGCAAUGUAAGGGAAUGCAACACUGCAUAACUGCCACCACCAGAAUGGCAAUUAAUGCCCUGACCCUCACAACAAAUAAGUCAUUGAUUGGUUCCCUGCACCAGUACAGCAGCCUAAACUAUAUGUGAUUAAAUGAAUCACAAAUCUCGGGUUCUUACUGGAUUGUCGACAGCUUAGGUUGUCGAAUGCUUAAUAAUCGACAUCUAAACGUCGAACGCUUACAAUAGCG